Molecule: messenger RNA, 5720 nt
Organism: Anarrhichthys ocellatus (wolf-eel)
Lineage: Eukaryota; Metazoa; Chordata; Actinopteri; Perciformes; Anarhichadidae
Gene: abcd4
Product: ATP-binding cassette, sub-family D (ALD), member 4
Exons: 19
Coding region: 1051-2898 (615 amino acids)
Biological process (GO): very long-chain fatty acid catabolic process; fatty acid beta-oxidation; long-chain fatty acid import into peroxisome
Cellular component (GO): peroxisomal membrane
Molecular function (GO): ATP binding; ABC-type transporter activity; long-chain fatty acid transmembrane transporter activity
Source: RefSeq, a predicted model, not a curated record
UUAAUGCAUAUUUAUUUUCAGAAGUGAAUGAAUGAUUGGUAUAUAAUUUACAGUUGCAUGUGUGUGUGUGAGGUGCUGCACAAAUCCAGAAAAACAAUAGUGAGGGAAGGCAGGCAGUGUAGCGUCAUGUGUUUUACUCCCUGCACCAAAAUAGCACACUGGGUUCAUGCUUAACCUUUGACCAACAUAGAUGAGGUUUUUGGUCUUUAUCUGGUUUGUAACCCGAGCAUACAUCCAGCCCAAUCAGUGGUCUUUGUGCUCCAUAUAUUGAACUUUCAACGAGGUAAGCACAUGGCCUGACUUCACCCAUGCAAUCAUUUACCAUUAUGUAUUUAGCUGCUAAUGACGUAUUUAAGCUGUUAACAUAAGUAUUUUAAUUGAGUACAAAAAUGGAACCGAGUAUAAAUGAUGUUUUUUCAAGCCUUUUAAGUAUCUCCAAGCUCUCUGAACUGGGCCAGGUACCAUAAACAUUAAUAACAUUUUAUUGUCUUUUUGGUAUUUUAACACUGUGGUUGGCCAGAUGUGGCUCCUAUUACCUUAGAAAUAAUAGCCACAGGACACAGAAACAGACUAAACAUACUUUUAUUGUAUGCUAAGAUUCCUUGAUAUCCGGCAAAAGUAAUCCUGUGUCUCAAGAGCUAUAGUAAUGUUUGGUAAUGUUAAUUAUAUUGGUAUGAUUGUGUACUUUUAUUUUGAUGCUUUGGCAACCUUUUCUUUUUUUUUUUUAAAUUUUAUGCCAAUAAAGCCACGUUGAAUUGAACAAUUCUGCAGCUUUGAAAUAAGCUCGUAAAAACGGAUUUUCAUCCUUUUAUUUUGAAAACCCCAGAGUACAUUUCACCGGAAAUCCGGACACUUACUUUCACCUACCAAACAAUCAACCCAACUUCACUGCCCACCGACGUAGCGAGGUAAUAGUCGGAUAGACGAUGCUAAAGUUAAGACAACAUUGAGACUAAUUAGUGCAGCCGUGAGACGUAAUAAAGACGGUAAUGUUGGCUGUUUUGCAAGAGUUUGUUCGUUAUUAGCUCACGCGGACCUGCCAGAGUGCAGAUGCCUCGUUUGGAAAAGUCAAAUGGCAGAGGGACAAAAAGACCUAAAUUAGACUGGACGUUUGUGCAGAGGUUCUGCAGCAUCCAGAAGGUCCUGUUCCCGUCAUGGACCAGUCAGAGUGCUCUGAUGUUUGGGACGCUGCUUGCGGUCACUCUGACAGAGCAGCUAAUCAUUUACCAGGUGGGUGUCCUCCCCAGUCACUUCUACAGCGUGCUGGCAGACAUGGACUUCUCGGGCUUCCGGACUCUGGUGGGCACAGCGAUGGUGCUCAUCUUGCUCAACUCCACAUUAAAAAGUAUCGACCAGUACAUUUGCAAUCAGAUGUACGUUAGCUGGAGGAGGACGCUAACUGAGAGCCUCCAUACGUCCUACUUCCAGGGCCGAGUCUAUUACACCCUCAAUGUACUCCGAGAGGAAAUAGACAAUCCAGACCAGCGAAUCAGUCAGGAUGCAGAGAGGUUGUGUAAGCAGAUGAGCACCAUGGCCAGUCGUUUGAUCGUAUCACCGUUCACGCUGGCUUACUACAGCUACCACUGCUUCUACAGCACCGGCUGGAUUGGUCCUGUGAGUAUCUUUGGCUACUUUGUGAUCGGGACCAUUGCCAAUAAAAUCCUCAUGGGGCCGAUUGUGUCGACUCUGUUUGAGCAAGAGAAACUGGAGGGGGACUUCAGAUUCAAGCACAUGCAGAUCCGCGUCAAUGCAGAGUCUGCAGCUUUUUUCAGAGCCGGUAAAGUGGAGCACAUGAGGACCGACCGCAGACUGCAGACUCUGUUACAAACUCAGAAGAGUCUAAUAAACAAAGAGCUCUGGCUUUAUAUCGGAGUAAACACGUUUGACUACCUUGGAGGUUACCUCAGCUACAUUAUAAUCGCCAUUCCAAUCUUCACCGGCAUCUAUGAUGGUCUCACUCCUGGGGAGCUCAGUGCACUCAUCAGUAAGAACGCCUUUGUGUGCAUCUACUUGAUAAAUGGCUUCACACAGCUAAUAGACCUGUCAACCACUCUGUCAGAUGUGGCUGGAUACACCCACAGGAUUGGGGAGCUGAGGGAGGUGAUGGAUGACAUCCUACGGAAGCAGUGUGACUACGACCCGGCAUCAGGGGACAACUACGACUUUGACAGUGACUUCAACGUCCAUGCGGGCCCUGCAGACACUGCUUUCAUCCUGGACAAUCUUUCAUACAAAUCUCCUUACUCAGACAAGCUGCUGGUGGAGGAUCUGAGUCUGAAAAUCAGCGAGGGAACACAUCUACUGGUGGUGGGGAACACGGGCACCGGCAAGACGUCACUAGUGAGGGUCCUCAACCGACUCUGGGAGGCACAAAGCGGUUUUGUCCACAUGACCACAUGUUUCGGGCCCAGAGGAACCCUCUUCCUGCCACAGAAACCUUACCUGACUGAUGGAACACUGCGCGAACAGGUGAUCUACCCAUUGAAGGACAUUUACCCUGCAUCAGGGUCAGUGGACGAUGACAGAAUUAUACAAUUCCUGGAACUAGCUGGAGUGUCCGGUCUCCUGGAGCGGACGGGCGGCUUGGAUGAACGGGUGGACUGGAACUGGUAUGAUGUUCUGUCUCCAGGGGAAAUGCAGCGUCUCUGCUUUGCUCGUCUCUUCUACCUGCAGCCAAAAUAUGCAGUGUUGGACGAGGCCACCAGUGCUCUGACGGAGGAGGCCGAGGCACAUCUGUACCGGACCUGUAAGCAGCUCGGCAUGACUCUGGUCAGUCUGGGACACCGCAGCAGCCUGGAGAAGUACCACGAUGUUCAGUUGAAACUGUGUGGAGAAGGCCUGUGGGAGCUAACCAAGUUAAAAGGAGGCAGCAAGAGCCCCAGAGAAGAAGCACCGUGACUGCAGGGUCAUCGCACACUCCUGAAUUCCUCAGUUAGUAACUAACACUCAAGUGCUCGUCAACAAGGUGCUUUAAAAACCCAGUUUACUGCAGUGCAGGUGGAGACCUGUACUCAUGCAACAUUGAGGCCGAGCCAAACAAAUGGUUUGGACCCAAAGACUGGCUCUGUAAUUAUCAGAGUAGAUUCACUUAUGACAACAAAUCAGGAAAGAGAAGGACACUUGUUUAUUGUAUUAUGUUUACAAUCACUACUGGAGAGAGUACAUCUGUGGAUUAUACAUAGUUUUAAAGAGUUGUUUACCCGAUUUCAUAAAAAUGUAAUAUGUACAAUAAAAACAAAGGAAUAUUUGGCCUUUAAAAACAGUUUUUGAUGCACAUGUCUGGCGAAGUGAAAUAGUGAGUAAUGUGCAAGCAUCACUUGUCAGACAGUGCAUCAUUGUGGUUGUUUGCUACAGAGGUCACGGUGACCCUGGAUGAUCUCUUGAACUGAUGCAGGGUCAUCCAGCGUGUUGAUGUCCCCCACCCCGUCCAGGUCCCGCUCCACCACUUUCCGCAGCACUCUGCGCAUUAUCUUACCUGAGCGUGUUUUCGGCAGCCGCUGGACGAACUGUGAGAAUUACGUGACUUAAGUAGAAGUUGGUAUUAAAUGUGAGUUUAAAGACGGCGGGACAGAAUUACCUGGAUGAAGUCUGGACAGGCGUACUUGGCGAUCUUUUUAGAUACCAUGUUGUGUAGCUGCUGACGCAGGUCCGCCCCCUGGUCCUCCACAUCCUGUUUUAGCACCACAAAGGCAUAAACCCCUGACAACAAAGAGAAGUCUUUACUAGAAUAGGCAUUCCUGUGUUUAACAUGAUUUUUUUUGACUGACAACAGAUUUCUUGCUCACCUUGUCCUUUGAUGUUGUGCGAGUAACCUAUGACAGCAGACUCAGCCACUGCAGAGCAUUGAUUCUGUUACAGAAACAAGUGUGGAUCAUCUGUACACUUUAUGGCAAAAACAUAAAUGUCUCUUUGGGGAACUUUUAAUCAAACUGAAAUUACGUUAACCCUGCUCAAAGAUAUCAAACAGUUUAUUACUUUUGAAUGUAAUUAUAUUCACUCUUUUUAUUCCAUAUUACUCAUUUUAAUGACUCAAUGCUUCCAUAGCAUACUAGUAAGCUAACGUUAGCAUGUUACAAUUAUAUUAUGUAGCAAGCAACGCUCAAAGACAUUGAAACAUGUUAUUGAUCUACCUUACCACAACAUCCUCUAUCUCUGCCGUCCCAAUCCUGUGCCCGCUCACGUUGAUGACGUCAUCGAGGCGGCCUGUGAUCUGGUAAUGACCCUCCUUAGAGCGAUAAGCGCCAUCACCAGUAAAGAAGUAACCUAUUGGCACAGAGAGUAAAGACUUGAGUUUGUGUCUUAGGAAACACCAUAAAAGUAGAGACUGUUGUUUAUCCCGAACACAUCUUUCUGUACCAGGAUGAGGCUGACAGUAGGUCUCAAUGAAUCUCUGGUGGUUGUUGUGAAUGGUUCGGGCCAUACCAGGCCAGGGCUGAGCUAUGCACAGAGCUCCAGAGGUGUGGUUGGAAGUCAGCACUUUUCCCUGAAAGAAAUAUUAAGAACAGUGGUAAUGUUGAAACAAGGACAACAAACGAAUUAUGCAUUGAAAGUAACAAAUCAAUGUCAUGAAUGCAAAAAAGGAUUUUGGUUGGAGCACAAAAAUAUCUAACAUAAUUGUGCUAGAAAGUGUCAUACAGUGCAUGUAAUGUUAAGCAUUGAAUGAUCAGUGAGAGGUAAUUUAUGCAACAUAAGAGGAAGAGAGAUGAGCCACCACUCCAACUGUCUGUGCAAUCUGUGCAAAAUCUGCAACAGCCACAAAGUAGUAUGACAGAUUUUUAAUAGGGAGUGAUGGGUGGGAGCAGGGUGGGUAUCAAAAGUGACACAGCUGGUGAAUGUUUUAUAAUCCUAAUCUGACCCUCCCUCCAGGCCAUUCCCAGACUCCAACAUUUUCAGGGACGACACACACACAGACAGAGGGAUGAGCCCCACACCUCAGCGUCCAUGAGCACGGGCUUAAUGCCAAAGAAAGGUCUCAUAGCCAUUCCUGGGACAAUCCCUGCGUCUGGUUCUGAUGGCCUUGGGCUGAUGCAGAUGCCACCUGUCUCUAUGAACACAGAGAAAAACAAGGCAAAUUGUAAAGCUGCUAUUUUAUCUAAAGAAAAAUGUUGACUGUCCAUAAAUCCCAUUAAAAGAUCAAAACAGACAAUGUGUUUGUCAGGUUUUCUUUCUAACUUUCCUUCAAUGUGGUACUCAGCCCUGAACCCGUUGGUUUCUCCUAAAGAUGUACAUUUUGAAAAACAGGUCACAAUAAUUUAUACAUCAGGAAUACGGAUCGAGAGUAACCUAAGUAAGUACACAACUGUAAAUCAAUGUUUUUUUUAAAAGCACUGGAGCAGCGCUAAAAACAGAACGGGGGAUGAAGAGUAAAAUAAAGGGACAGGAGGAGAAGGUAAACGACGGUUAACUAACAGUCUGUAAACCUAUAUGCCCUUGAUACGUUGAAAGAUGUAGAUUGUGGAAUUAUCAGCCACACUGAGUAAAUUAAAUUAGGUUUUCCUGGACCUCAGGGACCCUGGUAAUCCGCCUGGUGGUGUUGGUGGCAACAGUGCUGGACACGGCAGAGGGGACCCGUUAUUAAGUAGGACACAACAGAUGAUCCCACAAUAGCAUUAGCAACUGGCAUCCUGUUCAAAUCAACUGCUACUGUGAGACUAACAUUUUUUUAUAGCUUUUUUCGACAUACAAUAUUAUGACUUUUUCCAACAUGCUAUACUUUGAAC